Molecule: messenger RNA, 1511 nt
Organism: Dermacentor silvarum
Lineage: Eukaryota; Metazoa; Arthropoda; Arachnida; Ixodida; Ixodidae
Product: steroid 17-alpha-hydroxylase/17,20 lyase-like
Exons: 8
Coding region: 78-1376 (432 amino acids)
Molecular function (GO): monooxygenase activity; iron ion binding; oxidoreductase activity, acting on paired donors, with incorporation or reduction of molecular oxygen
Source: RefSeq, a predicted model, not a curated record
CUCUACGCAACGUGAGCAACUUGCACUCCAAGUCAACCGAAUGGUCUAAGACAUACGGCGACGUCCUCACCUUGUGGAUGGCCCACAGGCCUGUGGUGAUGCUGAACAGCUACUCAGUUAUCCGGGAAGCAUUUCUGGAACGACGACAUGAUUUCGCUGGCCGCUUCCCAACUAGAACGGCCGCAUUGCAAAACCAAGGCAGCCACGACAUCUUGUUUGAGGAUUACAACCCCCAGUGGAAGGCGCUUCGGAAGGUCGCUUGGUCAGCUGUGAGGCGAUACGCUGUCAGCGAGUCGUUGGGAACGCUUUGCACCGAGACCGUCGACGCCUUUGUGGACUCCCUAAAAGAUAGAACGCAGAUCGUGGACUCAAGGAAGCCUAUCCUUUCUAUGCUCUGCAAGGUCAUAGGCGUGUCUAUAUACGGCAAAAGUUUGUCAUUUUCGUUGCGCAGGCUGCGGGAGGAAAUAGGUGACGUCGAACAACUGGAAAACCUCAACCGCCAGUUCUACGAAAUUUCCCCCAACGGACUACCCAGUGACAUCGCGCCCUUUCUGGCCUUUCUCUAUAUUAAGAGGGAGAGAAAGAUGGCGGCCCUGUUCUGCGAGUUAAAGGAGAUCUUUCGCAGGCUAUUCACGAAAGCUGAGGCAGCCUACAUUCCAGGUAACACAGAGAACUUCACGCACGCCAUGUUGACCGCCCGAGAAGAAGCCAUCAAGGAAGACAAAGCUGAUGCGCAGUACUUGACCAAAGACAACAUGAUUCUCGUUACAAUGAACCUCUUCAACGCUGGAGCUGACACAUCAACUGGUACACUUCAGUGGCUCCUGCUGCGCAUGGCGAAAGAACCGAGCAUCCAAGCUAGAAUUCAAAAGGAGAUAGAAGACAAUAUCGGGAGCGUGCCGCCUGUGCACGGUGACCGCGAGAAGCUUCCCUUCACCGUGGCCUGCCUCUUAGAGACGCUGCGGAUGCAUCCCGCGGCACCUGUCGGCAUGCCGCAUAACACAACUACGGACACCCGAGUCGGAAAGUGGGCCAUACCCAAGGACACGGCCCUCAUGUACAACAUCUACGGGGUACAUCACGACCCCACGAACUGGGAAAAGCCCGAAGAGUUCCGGCCCGAGCGCUUCCUUAAUCCCGUGACGGGGAAAGUGCGCACGGACGCCGGUCCACUGAUCGCCUUCGGCAUGGGCGCCCGCAUCUGCCCAGGGGAGAAGCUCGCUCACAUGGACAUGUUCUACAUUCUCGUUCGACUCAUGCAAAGGCUCAGUUGCAGCAUCCCUGACGGGAUCUCGGAUGUAGACUUGAACGGAAACGGCUCGAGCUUGUUUUCACACCCUGCUCAGCAAAACAUCGUAUUUACGAGAAGGGACUAAAUGCAUCCGGACUAUACAUGGAAACCGUCACAUACUGGAACCACCUUGGGAGCUCUAAAUGUGACCUUUCCCUAGCAGUGGUUGCUCCGAGAAUCAAACUGUGGUCAUUAAAGAAGAACCCAUUCAUUUAAAAAA